GUUAUUGUUGGAGGGAUGUUCCCUGUGCAUUUCAGACUGGCGUCUUCCAACUCAUCAACUUCUUCAGUACCACAGUCUUCUGACUGUGAGGGGUUCAAUUUCCGGACCUUCCGGUGGCUCCAGACGAUGAGAUUCGCCAUCAAUGAGAUCAACAACAGGGAAGACAUCUUGCCCAACACGGACCUGGGCUACGUGAUCUACGACUCGUGCUUCACCAUUUCCAAAGCCGUCGAGGGCACCCUCACCUACCUGACCGGCCAAGACGAGGCCGUGCCCAACUACCGCUGCAGCUCGGGGGCUCCCCUGGCCGCCCUCAUUGGGGCGGGGGCGUCCGAUCUCUCCAUCGCCACGGCCAGGAUUCUGGGACUUUAUUACUUUCCCCAGGUAAGUUAUGCGUCCUCCUGCUCCGUUCUGGAAAGCAAGUUCCAGUUUCCGUCAUUUCUCCGAACGAUCCCAAACGACGUCCACCAAUCCCAGGCCAUGGCUCGGCUCGUCCUCCACUUCGGGUGGACCUGGGUGGCCACAAUAGCUUCGGACGACGACUAUGGAAAGUAUGGAAUCAAAGUGUUCAAAGAACAGGUGGAGGAGGCUGGGGUGUGCAUCUCUUUCUCAGAGACACUUCCCAAAGUGUACUCUAGGGAGAGCGUGCUCCGCAUCGUGGAAGCAAUCAAGAAAUCCACGGCCAACAUCAUUGUGGUGUUCUCCUCCGACGUCGACUUCAGCCCGCUGACAGAAGAACUGGUGGCCCACAACAUCACCAACAAAACAUGGAUAGCCAGUGAAGCUUGGAUAACUUCAGCUUUAAUCAGUAAACCUGAGUAUAACUCAGCCCUUGGUGGAACUAUAGGCUUCGCUAUCCGGAGAGCAGAUAUCCCAGGACUUAAAUCAUACCUCCUUAACCUUGACCCUUACGAGGACCGACUAACAGAGGAGUUCUGGGAGAAGGCCUUUAACUGCACCCUGGGUUACACACGCACCGUUAGGAGUCUGAACACAUCCGCUCUGAGUUCCAAUGAUACAGACACGCGAAUACACAACAUGGAUCCAGUGGCUGAUCAUUUUUGCACGGGGCUUGAGUCACUCGAGAGAAUCAAUAACACAUAUUCUGAUGUUUCCGAACUCCGGCUGACAUACAGCGUCUAUAAGUCUGUGUACACAGUGGCUCACGCCCUGCACAACCUGGAGCACUGUGAGCCUGGAAAGGGCCCAUUUCCCAUGAACAGCUGUGCUGACAUCAAUAACUUUGAGCCCUGGCAGUUAAUGUAUUACCUGAAGAAUUUAAGAUUCACCACCCACACCAACGAAGACAUUUUCUUUGAUGACAAUGGAGACGUGAAGGCUGAAUAUGACAUUAUCAACUGGCAGGAGAAACCAGAUGGAAGUGUCUCUUAUGUACAGAUCGGACAUUACAACAGCACCGCCCCCGCUGAGUCAAGAAUGACCAUCAACAACGACUCCAUUGUCUGGAACAAUAACAUCUUACAGGCUCCGCGGUCUGUGUGCAGCGAGAGCUGUCUCCCUGGAACCAGGAAGGGCAUCCGACAGGGGGAGCCAGUGUGCUGCUUUGAUUGCAUUCCCUGUGCUGACGGGGAGAUCUCUAACGAGACAGAUGCGAGGGAAUGCAUUCAGUGUGGAGAAGACUACUGGUCCAAUACGAAGAGGGAUGCCUGUGUGCCCAAGGAGAUUGAAUUCCUGGACUUCAGUGAGGCCCUGGGAAUAACGCUGAUCAGCAUUUCAGCCUUCGGGGCGUGCAUUACGAUUGCAGUGGCGAUCAUAUUUUUAGUCCACAGGAACACUGCCCUCGUUAAAGCCAACGACCGCACACUGAGCUUCUUCCUGCUUCUCUCCCUCGUCAUCACCUUCCUGAGCUCCAUCGUGUUCAUCGGGCGGCCCCAGCACUGGUCCUGCAUGACCAGCCAGGUGGCGCUGGCGCUGGGCUUCGCGAUGUGUCUUUCCUGCAUCAUGGGAAAGACCGUCGUUCUGAUGCUGCGGGCCAGGGCUGCCAAAGCGAAGUCCCAGGAGCAGGCCAACGGGGACCCGAUCAAGCCCAUCCAUCAGAAAAGCAUCGCCUUGGUCUGUACUCUCAUUCAGGUGUGCGCGUGCACAGUGUGGCUCAUCCUGCUGCCUCCUUACCCUGUGAAAAACACAGCUUCGCAGAACAUAAAGAUCAUUCUGGAAUGCAACAUCGGUUCCAUUAUAUUUAUAUGUUGCAUCUUUGCCUACGACAUCCUGCUGGCUCUGCUGGGAUUCAUAUGCGCUUUUAUAGCUCGCAAGAUGCCGGACAAUUUUAACGAAGCAAAAUUCGUGACCUUUGGCAUGCUGGUUUUCUUCAUUGUGUGGAUCUCCUUCGUCCCGGCGUACUUAAGCACCAGGGGCAAAUUCAUGGUGGCAGUACAAAUAUUUGCGAUUUUGGCAUCCAGCUUUGGCUUGUUAGCGUGCAUAUUUAUCCCUAAAUGCUAUAUAAUCUUGAUAAAACCAGAAAGGAAUACAGAGGAACUAGUCAGAGGCAAAUCGCAAAAGAAUGAUACCAGCGCACCAGGAACAUCAGUUUCUAUUAGCAGUGAACUCAACAACACCACCAUUUCAACUGUCUCAGUCGAUGACUAA
Messenger RNA from Lepisosteus oculatus (spotted gar), 2607 nucleotides. RefSeq names its product vomeronasal 2, receptor 1 (gene vmn2r1). Lineage: Eukaryota; Metazoa; Chordata; Actinopteri; Semionotiformes; Lepisosteidae. Gene Ontology annotation, biological process: G protein-coupled receptor signaling pathway. The record is from RefSeq and is a predicted model, not a curated record. Gene Ontology annotation, molecular function: olfactory receptor activity; G protein-coupled receptor activity. Gene Ontology annotation, cellular component: plasma membrane.